Molecule: messenger RNA, 774 nt
Organism: Andrographis paniculata
Lineage: Eukaryota; Viridiplantae; Streptophyta; Magnoliopsida; Lamiales; Acanthaceae
Exons: 5
Coding region: 1-705 (234 amino acids)
Source: RefSeq, a predicted model, not a curated record
AUGGGUGGUCUUAAAAAGACCAUCCCAAAGAGGGAUGCCGAUGCGCCCAGACACGAGGGAUGGCCCGCCCACACUGUGGUUUCCCUGAAAGAAGCGCUGCUGCCGCACCGUCGUCGAUGUCGCCACCAUGUCUGCGCCGUCCCUGUCCUCCGUCUCCUCCACCCGCCAAUUCGAGUUACUCCACAUCUCUCGCCCACGCUUGUCACUCCCCCGUGCUGUGAAGUUGUUUGCUUCACUGCAAAUGUUGGUCAGGUUAUACAUUAUGAAUAUCCGAAAUUUUCUGAGACUUUUGCUCACCGCACUGGGCGGACAGGUCAGGCUGGGAAGAAAGGUAGUGCAAUUCUUAUCCAUUCAUCUCACCAAUAUAGGGAUGUUAAGGGUGUUGGACGUGAAGUUGGAUGCAGAUUUAUAGAGGAGUGUCGAGGCUUGAACCUGCACUUCUGCAUUGACAGCGGCGCGAAGGAAUUUCCUGAAUAUGACAUUGGUUCUUGUUCAGGCCAAAACAACAAAGAAGAUUGUGCUGAGGUUGCAAUGCCAGGCUUGCAAACAUGUUUCCCAAUCCCCUAUCAAGAGAUAGAUGCAAGCAUUUUGAGAUCGGUGGCAACAAGAAGGGCAAAGGAACUUCCUUGUUCUAAAUGCCCAGUAUUGAAAUUAAAUUCGUACCUCGGUUGCUUAGAAUUUGUCAGGCUUAUGCUGCUGCCUUAGACAUUUUGAGCUCAACUUUGUGUUCUUGAUACUUUUGAUUUAUAUUGACACAUAAUAUACGUUUCACAA